AUGGCCGGAUCGCUGGCUUCGGCUCGUCUGACGCCGCAUCAUACGGGUUCGACGCUGGUUCCUCCUCCGGUGCCGAAACGGCAGAAAUCGCCUAGAAUGCUGCAUACGCUACGGAAUCCUCACCAGGUAUCCGACGAAGAGGACGAUAGCCACAAGAAGGGACACAGGGCUCUAUUGAGGAAGGGCAAGCAUGCGCAUCACGAGGGAUCGCGGAAGAAGUGGCGCGAGGAGAUUAGGCCGCGGGAGAGGAAGCGCUACGAGGCGCUGUGGGCGUCGAACCGCGGUAUCUUGCUGACGGACACGCGGCUGAUGAGUCCGGCUACGAGCCUCAGCAGCGAUCUGGACAGGGAUGUAUCGCAGUGCGUGGCGAACGUGGUGGUGAGGGAGGUCUGGAGGCGCUCGAGGCUGCCGCUGGAUGAGCUGGCUGAGAUAUAUGACCUGGUGGAUCGCAGCAGGACAGGGAUGCUGAGCAGGGCCGAGUUUGUGGUUGGGACGUGGCUGGUUGAUCAGAGGCUGAAGGGGAGGAAAGUGCCAGCAAAGGUUACAAAUAGUGUCUGGGGGAGUGCGAACGGGGUGACUGUGAAGGGACCUAAUGGGAAAUGA
Molecule: messenger RNA, 603 nt
Organism: Trichoderma asperellum CBS 433.97
Lineage: Eukaryota; Fungi; Ascomycota; Sordariomycetes; Hypocreales; Hypocreaceae
Source: RefSeq, a predicted model, not a curated record